CGGCGGGGGCGGGGCUGGCCUCACCCGGAAUGAAAACAAACGGCGGCCGCUGCCGCAUCCGGGCACUCUGCUGGUCGCGGCGGGAGUGGCGUGGCGCAGGUGAGGACACGGCGGCCGAGUGUCCCCGACCCCAGCCUCAGCAGCACUGCUUGGCGCCCCGGUUCCCGGUCCGACUGGGCACUUCUCCUGGCCAGGGGUGGAGCGGCCGCGGGGCGGGGCGCUGUGCUACACCUGCCAGCUGCCUUACAUCUCAGCCGCCUCACUCACCUUUGAAUUGCUGUGCUAGUAUGGGAUGAGUAGACAGCUCCAUCGCGGUACAUACUUCUCUGGGAGAGAGAAGUUACAUACCUGGAACAGGGAUGGCACAAAAGAAAUAUCUUCAAGCAAAAUUGACCCAGUUUUUAAGGGAAGACAGGAUUCAACUUUGGAAACCUCCAUAUACAGAUGAAAAUAAAAAAGUUGGUUUGGCAUUAAAGGACCUUGCUAAGCAGUACUCUGACAGACUAGAAUGCUGUGAAAAUGAAGUAGAAAAGGUAAUAGAAGAAAUACGUUGCAAGGCAAUUGAGCGUGGAACAGGAAAUGACAAUUAUAGAACAACGGGAAUUGCUACAAUCGAGGUGUUUUUACCACCAAGACUAAAAAAAGAUAGGAAAAACUUGUUGGAGACCCGAUUGCACAUCACUGGCAGAGAACUGAGGUCCAAAAUAGCUGAAACCUUUGGACUUCAAGAAAAUUAUAUCAAAAUUGUCAUAAAUAAGAAGCAACUACAACUAGGGAAAACCCUUGAAGAACAAGGCGUGGCUCACAAUGUGAAAGCGAUGGUGCUUGAACUAAAACAGUCUGAAGAGGAUGCGAGGAAAAACUUCCAGUUAGAGGAAGAGGAGCAAAAUGAGGCCAAACUCAAAGAAAAACAAAUUCAGAGGACCAAGAGAGGACUAGAAAUACUGGCAAAGAGAGCAGCAGAGACAGUGGUGGAUCCAGAAAUGACACCGUACUUAGACAUAGCUAACCAGACAGGCAGAUCAAUCAGAAUUCCCCCAUCAGAAAGAAAAGCCCUUAUGUUAGCUAUGGGAUAUCAUGAGAAGGGCAGAGCUUUCCUGAAAAGAAAAGAAUAUGGAAUAGCCUUGCCAUGUCUGUUGGACGCUGACAAAUAUUUCUGUGAGUGUUGCAGAGAGCUGCUGGACACAGUGGAUAACUACGCCGUCCUCCAGCUGGAUAUAGUGUGGUGUUACUUCCGCCUGGAACAGCUGGAAUGCCUUGACGAUGCAGAAAAAAAAUUAAACUUGGCCCAGAAAUGCUUUAAAAAUUGUUACGGAGAAAAUCAUCAGAGACUGGUCCACAUAAAAGGAAAUUGUGGGAAAGAGAAGGUACUGUUUCUAAGACUCUACUUACUUCAAGGUAUCCGAAACUAUCACAGUGGAAAUGAUGUAGAGGCUUGUGAGUAUCUUAACAAGGCACGUCAGCUCUUUAAAGAGCUAUAUAUUGAUCCAUCAAAAGUGGACAAUUUGUUGCAGUUGGGGUUUACUGCCCAGGAAGCCCGGCUUGGCCUGAGGGCGUGUGAUGGGAACGUGGAUCAUGCGGCCACUCAUAUUACCAACCGCAGAGAGGAACUGGCCCAAAUAAGGAAGGAGGAAAAAGAGAAGAAAAGACGCCGCCUGGAGAACAUCAGGUUUCUGAAAGGGAUGGGUUACUCCACGCACGCGGCCCAGCAGGCACUCCACGCAGCCAGCGGGAACUUGGAUGAGGCCCUGAAGAUUCUGCUCAGCAAUCCUCAGAUGUGGUGGUUAAAUGAUUCCAAUCCUGAAACCGACAACCGUCAAGAAAGUCCUUCCCAGGAAAACAUUGACCAAUUGGUGUACAUGGGUUUUGAUGCACUUGUGGCCGAAGCUGCGCUGAGAGUGUUCAGAGGCAACGUCCAGCUGGCCGCCCAGACCCUUGCUCACAACGGAGGAAGCCUGCCUCCCGAGCUGCCGCUGUCGCCAGAAGACUCUUUGUCCCCGCCAGCCACAUCCCCUUCUGACUCCGCAGGAACCUCUAGUGCCUCAACAGACGAAGACAUGGAGACAGAGGCCGUCAAUGAGAUACUGGAAGACAUUCCAGAGCAUGAGGAAGACUAUCUUGACUCAACUCUGGAAGACGAAGAAAUUAUUAUUGCAGAGUACCUAUCCUAUGUAGAAAACAGGAAGUCAGCAACAAAGAAAAACUAAAUAAUGAACAGAAAUAGCGCUAAUUUUCUGCUUAUAAAUGCUAUCAUUAUGAAAAGGCUAAUGCAGCUCUUUCUGUUCUUACCUUUUAUCUGAAUUGCAAGUCCUCUUUGGGUGUAGGAGGGGGUGGGCAGGGGACAAGUCCAGGAGGGGUCCCAGGGCCUUCAUGCGUGGUCUCGGGGAAGAAGCUUCCUCUGGCCUGGCGCAGGCCGUUCCAUCUGCCUCCCAGGUCUGCGUCCCUAACCCCUUCCCCAGCUUGGUGUUUUACCCCGAAACAGGAAGGAACAGGGGUCCUGUGGAACAGGGGUCCUGGGGAAGGUGUCCAGGGCAGGGUCCUGGGAAGGGUGUCCCGACCACUUCCUCUCCAGCUGUGGCUCCAUCUGCCCAGCUUGCCUACCUCCUGCACCCACUGCCCAUGACCUUCCUGCUUCCCACGCUGCCAUCUCUGCCAGGGUGCCCCAUGGGUUCCUGUGCCACCCUUUCCCCGCCCCUCAAAUCGUCCUUUAAGUAAGUCUUCCUUCCAAGUGCUGUGGGGCAUAACGAUGAGGCACUGGCCUUGGGGGCCACACCAGGUCGCAGCAAAUGCCUUCAGCCUGGGACGCCAGUGUUUUAUGCUCUUAGUUCAGUAAAAUACGCCCCCAAAAUUCAAGAUUGAGUGUCAGGCUUUAUAUAUAUUCAGCAUUCCUCAUUACAGAAAUCUUUUAUUGAAUGGGAAAGGUUUAAAUGCUAACCAAAGCAAUUUAUUUUUAAUUAAUAUUUUUAGACUGUGCUGUCAUACUGAACUCACUGCUAGCUAAGAGACCUAUCAGAGAUUUAGAUAUAUUUUCUCCAGGUUUUUUGUGGGGUUUUUUUUUGUUGUUGUUGUUCCAGCCAUGUGACAGAGGCUCUUUCUAAAAGUAUGUAGUUCGCUGUGUGUCGGCUCCAGCAGUAACCGUCCUCACUGCGCCACGCACUCCUCUGUAGAUGUGUGCCCAGUGGGAGUUCCUUCCAGCCCCAGGACCGCAGCAGCAGCCAGGUGCCGAGUGGAUUGAGUGCCAGGUGCAUCCAAGACUUUCCCUCCCUUCCAGAAGGCACUGGCUGAAGACAGGAUGGAUCAUGCGGAGCCGGCUGAAAUGCUCCAACUUUUUCAAAGUGUGGGUGGUCCAGUUUGGACUGAUGGGAAUCUUCUUGUCAUUCUUUUUAAACGGAUGAUACCGAUGGAAAUAAAAGGUGGGAAAUAUAUUCAAAAA
Messenger RNA from Pan troglodytes (chimpanzee), 3433 nucleotides. It is a transcript of the gene NUB1, whose product is annotated as negative regulator of ubiquitin like proteins 1. The record is from RefSeq and is a predicted model, not a curated record. Gene Ontology annotation, molecular function: protein binding. Lineage: Eukaryota; Metazoa; Chordata; Mammalia; Primates; Hominidae. Gene Ontology annotation, biological process: regulation of ubiquitin-dependent protein catabolic process. The coding region runs from base 360 to 2207 and encodes 615 amino acids. The transcript is spliced from 16 exons.